Molecule: messenger RNA, 771 nt
Organism: Solanum pennellii
Lineage: Eukaryota; Viridiplantae; Streptophyta; Magnoliopsida; Solanales; Solanaceae
Product: F-box protein PP2-B10-like
Exons: 3
Coding region: 1-771 (256 amino acids)
Molecular function (GO): protein binding
Source: RefSeq, a predicted model, not a curated record
AUGGAUCAUUUGCCUGAAGGUUGCGUAUCAAAAAUUCUCUCUCUAACAUCGCCGAAAGAUGCAGCUAGGUCUUCAGCUGUCGCAAAAAUAUUCAUGUCAGCCGCAGAAUCUGACAACGUCUGGGAGGCUUUUAUUCCAUCUGAUUAUCUACAAGCUAUAUCUAGAUCAGGCAAUUUGAUGGAGUUUCCUUCAAAAAAGCAACUCUACUUCAGUCUCUGCGACACUUCGAUUCUCCUUGAUGGAGGAAAAUUGAGCCUUUCAGUGGAUAAGAACACGGGGGGUAAAUGUCUUAUGAUCGCAGCACGAAAGCUUGGAAUUAUAUGGGGUGGUACACCAGCAUAUUGGGAAUGGUUGUCUCACCCGGAUGCCAGAUUCUCUGAAGUAGCUAAACUUAGGAGCAUUAGUUGGCUUGAUAUCCGAGGAAAAAUUGGAACUCGGAUGCUGUCAAAAAGAACCAGUUAUUGCGCUUAUCUAGUGUUCAAGCUGGAAGAUCGGUUUUAUGGCCUUACAAAUGUCAAGGCAGUUGUUAGAUUUGCUGAUAGAGAGAGUGACCAUGAUGUAAGGGAACGAGCUAAAGUUGUUCAUUUUUCUGGAGAAGUCCCUGGAGCAACGCUACCCUUGAUUAGAAGUGAUGGAUGGAUGGAAUUGAAAAUGGGAAACUUUUUCAAUGAUAGGGGAGAAAAUGGAGCUGUUGAAGCGCGAUUGAUGCAAACAAGGCAAACUUGGAAACACGGCCUCAUUGUACAAGGAAUUGAGUUUCGUCCAGAAUGA